AUAGCACCUCCUCUUGUUCAGCACCCAAAGUCGAAGGAUAGCUCUGGCCUUUCAAUGGAAGAAAGUGCUAGAUCUGUUAGUGUUGUAUAAUAUUAAGACUAACUCUGAGGUUCCACAUUUUGUUUUGGGAUAAUCGCGUUUUGUCUUUACUUGUUAUGAGAGACAGGAGCUGACGUCCAACAUGCGUAAAAAUCAACGCUGUCCAAGCAGGGAACCGCCGAGAAACGAAUUACCGCCGCUCAACUGAGGCCAAUCUCGAUUUAUUUUUGUUAAAUAAGGAAACGUUAAUUCAGCUAGCUGGCUAACAUCGCCUCUACGGGUAGCUUGGCUAACGACAUAUCUUCACCUAGAAGCGGAGCCAGGUAGUCGGCAUUGGAACUUCAAUCGCACAGCGGCAGGAAAAAAGUUGUAGGCAGAGAUGGGAGCGUUCCUGGACAAGCCGAAGACAGAGAAACACAGCGCCCACGGCCAUGGAAAUGGGCUACGCUACGGCCUGAGCUCCAUGCAGGGCUGGCGGGUUGAAAUGGAGGACGCCCACACGGCGGUGGUGGGCCUUCCCCAUGGACUCACCGACUGGUCUUUCUUUGCUGUCUAUGAUGGUCACGCUGGGUCACGGGUCGCCAACUACUGUUCUGGGCACCUGCUUGAACACAUCUUGUCAGGAGGAGGUGCUGAGUUUGGUUCGGGGCCGGGCUCUGUGGAGGGCGUGAAGGACGGAAUCCGCUCGGGCUUUCUGAACAUUGACGAGUACAUGCGCAACUUCUCCGACCUGCGGCAGGGCCUGGACCGCAGUGGGUCGACAGCCGUGUGCGUGUUGCUUAGCCCCACUCACCUCUAUUUCAUUAACUGCGGCGACUCGCGGGCCGUGCUGUGUCGAGACGAAAAGGUGGGCUUCUCGACUCAGGACCACAAGCCCUGCAACCCCCGUGAAAAGGAGCGCAUCCAGAAUGCUGGUGGUUCAGUCAUGAUUCAGAGGGUAAAUGGCUCCCUGGCUGUGUCGCGAGCUCUCGGGGACUACGACUACAAAUGUGUGGAUGGUAAGGGCCCCACAGAGCAGUUGGUGAGCCCAGAGCCUGAGGUCUGUGUGCUAGAGCGGGCGGCUGAAGGAGACGAGUUUGUGGUUCUGGCGUGUGAUGGAAUCUGGGAUGUCAUGUCCAAUGAAGAGCUGUGUGAGUUUGUACGAUCACGACUAUUGGUUUGUGAAGAUCUGGAAAAGAUCUGUAACUCAGUGGUGGACACCUGUCUUCAUAAGGGAAGCAGAGACAACAUGAGCGUGGUGUUGGUGUGUUUGCCCGGAGCUCCCAAGAUCUCAGAAGAGGCAAUGAAAAAAGAAGAGGAAUUGGAUAAAUAUCUAGAAACGCGUGUCGAGGAGCUUCUGGAAAACUAUGGGGAGGAAGGAGUCCCUGACCUGGUGUCUGUCCUAAGGGUUAUUGCCUCAGAAAACAUCCCUAACCUUCCGCCUGGUGGAGGCCUGGCCAGCAAACGCAGUGUUAUCGAGGCUGUGUAUAACAAGCUGAACCCUCACAGAGAAGAAGAAGGGGGGGUAGGAGAGGAGGAGGAGGAUGAGGAGGAGAGUGAGGAGGGAGGUGUCGGCACUGCAGCUCAUCUGAUGGAGGCUCUGCGGCAGUUCCGUCUGCACCACCGGGGGCAGUAUCGCUCAGUGCUGGAGGAGUCUCUGGCCACCUACCAUCUGCAAGGGGAGGGCACUGUCGAGUUUGCCGGGGAGAUCAGGAGGACCUCUGAUGAUGACGAAGAGGAGCAGACCGCCUCACCCCCGCCCUCGCCUGCCGCUGUGGACAUGGAGGCCAGCCAAGAUGCCCCAAAGUCUGAUGUCUCCUCUGACUGAGCGCGCAGCCUAUCAUCCACCCUCCUCCAGGGAUGACCUCACUCCUCUUUCCCCAGUCACAGAACUUGACUAUGCAGAUUGGCCAUUGAUUUUGUUAAUUUUCUUAAUAAUUAAAUUAUUUGUUAAUGAUCAUAAUAAAAUAAAAGUAGCCUUUCUGUGUAUUCAAAAUCUGUUUCUAUUUAAAGAAGACUUUUCAUUUCCUUUUUUGUUCCCCCACCUUGGCUUGGAUUUCUUUUGAGAACAUAUGUUUCCAGUAGAAACCAGUUGUGUGUUGGUAUCUUGCAGAAAUGGUUGGUGAAACUUCCUAAUAUGUGUUUCGGGCUUAUUAUCUUCCUCCCAUUCCUUCCUCCCUCCUCCUCCCACCCUGUAACCUCACCCAUCACCUGCCUAUAUUGGAUGAACUGAAGUGCAGCUGUGCAGAAUGCUGCACUGUCUCCUGCCCUUACACCAUGUAUUGACUCAGAACACGUAGUUUGUCUCUGCCCACCAGAAAAUAAAAAUGAAUAAGUGAGAUAAAGAUAGUUCAGAGCGUUGGAACAAGUCUUUUGUAGAAAAUAAAACAUCUUUGUGCAGAUGUUUCACCUGUUUGUAGAUUGAGAACGCUAUCAGUCGCGUUAAGUCCCUGAGCUGCCUUCAUCAGCCUUCCAAUCAAAGCACAGUGAAGCUUCAGAGCACUUAUUCCAAACUACAUGGUUCGCAACUCACUAAACAUGUUCUGAAUGGUUUCUUGUUAAACAUGCAACACCCUCCGUGUUUAUUGGCACCCCUGGUAAAGAUGUUAAAAGUUCAUAUUUUAUUGCAGUAGCACAAUCUCAUUAAAAAUAUUUUUGAAAAGUACAAUCUUUGAAUUAACAUUUAUUCGGUGUGGGAAGACAUAUAGGUCUUGUAGGUUUUGUAUCUGUUGAGCUAUGUCUGUUUUGAUUUGGAUCAUUAUUCUGAUGAAAGACCAGAUAAAUGAAUGAAUAAAUUGUUAAUAGAAACUAGAAUGUGUUACGUCAUAUUUAUACCCUAGUGGAACAGAAAGUCAUGCAUUAUUUUUAAGAAGUCCCUAGGUACUCUGAUCAAGUGUAAAAAGAAAAAGAAAAUAACACGCAAAUGAAUAUAUAUACUCUCAUUUGAGUUUUUGUUUGAUUUUUCAGUGUGAGAUUUUGCUGCUUUAACUUUUAUGGGUUUUUUACACAUCUUUGCCAAGGCGGGUUAAUGAAUCUGGUCAGGACUGCAUCCACUUAAUGUUCUAGUCUAUGCUAACAUUAAACAUGCAGUUGUGCAUAUCUUUAACAUCAAAUGUAUAUAAUCCCCCUCUGCUGAUGUGGUUUAUUAUGUUGACAUGUAAACAUAUUCACGUAAAAGAUAGCUAUGAAGGCACUCUUCAGUCCCUGCAGGAUAAUGACAAGCAUGCAGUACCUUAUAACUCUUUAAACAGGCAUAUUUCAUUUCACGCCUUUCACUAGUAUAACUCUUCAGCACGGGACGCUUCAUCUACACUGUUUACUCUUCUUUAAAUGCAGCUGGUGAGAUAGUAUUGUUUGUUUGGUAAUGCACACACUGCAAUUAUCCGCUCAACAUCAAAAGCACUUAGCAAUCUGAGGCAAGAUCUAUGCUAAAACUGUCUGUAUGUGUGUGUAUAUAAAUCAGUUGUUUGUAUGUAGGACCAAAUGAGUCCUGCAAGAGUGACAAAAAUAUCAAAUAAAAAGAUCCAAAAUGCA
Messenger RNA from Girardinichthys multiradiatus, 3552 nucleotides. RefSeq names its product protein phosphatase, Mg2+/Mn2+ dependent, 1Bb (gene ppm1bb). The record is from RefSeq and is a predicted model, not a curated record. Gene Ontology annotation, molecular function: protein serine/threonine phosphatase activity; manganese ion binding; magnesium ion binding. The coding region runs from base 419 to 1846 and encodes 475 amino acids. Lineage: Eukaryota; Metazoa; Chordata; Actinopteri; Cyprinodontiformes; Goodeidae. Gene Ontology annotation, cellular component: cytosol; nucleus. The transcript is spliced from 6 exons. Gene Ontology annotation, biological process: negative regulation of canonical NF-kappaB signal transduction; protein dephosphorylation; positive regulation of canonical NF-kappaB signal transduction.